Messenger RNA from Cryptomeria japonica (Japanese cedar), 2283 nucleotides. Its product is annotated as laccase-12. Bases 345 to 2057 code for a protein of 570 amino acids. The record is from RefSeq and is a predicted model, not a curated record. Gene Ontology annotation, biological process: lignin catabolic process. NCBI's taxonomy places the organism in Eukaryota, Viridiplantae, Streptophyta, Pinopsida, Cupressales, Cupressaceae. Gene Ontology annotation, cellular component: apoplast. The transcript is spliced from 6 exons. Gene Ontology annotation, molecular function: hydroquinone:oxygen oxidoreductase activity; copper ion binding.
GAUUUGGACUGUUUGAAAUAUAAAUUGGGGCAUUAGUUCCAACCUCUUCCAAUUCCAUAAUAAUAUUACAAUUUAAAGACAUUUGUUUCAACCUCUCUGUCUCUAGCUUAAAGCUUGGAUCACAGUUGAAAUUCUCUAUCAAGUCCCUAUAUACUACUUUUAUCAUCGUUCUGGAUAUAUAUAUAUGUGUACAUGAUAAUAAUGAGUCACACAAGCAAGUAGUGACGGUAUUCAUCUUCACUACUACUAAGAUAAUUUAUGUAGAAUGCUCAAGUGUUGAUACACUUGAGUAUUGAAAGAGUGCUUCAUACUAAGUCUCUACGAAAGGGCAUUCGCGUCAGAGUAUGAUGAUAAUGUCGAAGUGUCAUUCACUAAGGUUUCUACUGGUGGUCAGUACAUUCAUUGUGCUCCUCAAUAAUCUAGCAAGGGCAAGCGUUCAUCACUAUACAUUCAUUAUUGAAGAGACACCCAUUACAAAGCUAUGCCAGACACAUAACAAAAUCACAGUGAAUGGACAGUUUCCUGGUCCAACUCUGCAUGUACGCAAUGGCGAUACUCUUAUCGUUAAAACAUAUAACAGAGCCAAGUACAAUGCCACCAUCCACUGGCAUGGAGUGCGGCAGAUUCGCACAGCGUGGGCCGAUGGAACUGGGUAUAUUACUCAGUGUCCCAUUCAGCCGCACGGCCGUUUUACAUACAAAUUCACCAUUAUCGGACAGGAAGGAACCUUGUGGUGGCACGCCCAUGUAAGGUGGCUCCGUGCAACACUUAAUGGAGCAAUAGUCAUUUAUCCCAAACUGGGAAGUCCUUAUCCCUUUCCACAACCCUCUGCUGAGAUUCCUGUUGUGCUUGGGGAGUGGUGGAACGCUGAUGCCGAGGUAGUGGAACGUCAAGCGUUGAUUACAGGUGGUAGACCGAAUUUAUCUGAUGCAUUUACCAUCAAUGGUCAACCAGGAGAUCUCUAUCCUUGUUCGACACCUGGAACAUUCAAUCUGCUUGUACAACAGGGACGAACAUAUCUCUUACGUAUCGUCAAUGCUGCGCUCAAUGACCACCUAUUUUUCAAGAUAGCAUCACACAGUUUUACAGUGGUCUCUGUGGACGGUUCCUACACAAAACCUUACACAACAGAUGUAAUGAUGAUAAGCCCAGGCCAGACUACAGACGUUCUCCUCACAGCCAACCAAGCACCAGGCAAAUACUACAUGGCUGCCAGAGCAUACACCACACAAACAGCAGGAAAUUUCGAUAACACCACAACAACCGCCAUUGUAAACUACAUGGGCUCUCCAUCAUCCACCACCCCAAUCCUCCCUCAGCUUCCAGCCUACAAUGACACUGCAACUGUGACUAGAUUCAGCCGAGCACUACGAAGCCUAGCCUCACAGGAGCACCCGGUGGAUGUUCCACAGACUAUAAACAAGAGAAUCUACACAACCGUAGGGCUGGGUUUAGUUCCAUGUCCAGCCGGUAUGACUUGUGCCGGGCCUAACAAUACCAGACUAUCUGCCAGCAUGAACAAUGUAUCUUUUGUGCUGCCCAAUAUUGCGAUAUUGCAAGCUUAUUACUUUGGCAUUAAUGGCGUCUUUACUACAGAUUUUCCUGCAAAUCCCCCAGUUCAGUUCAACUAUACUGGCAACAAUAUCCCAACAAGUCUCUGGACGCCAACUUUUGGUACCAAAGUGAGUGUGUUCAAUUAUAAUGAUACAGUUGAGGUGGUGUUCCAAGGAACGAAUAUCUUCGUUGCAGAUAACCAUCCAAUGCAUCUUCAUGGUUAUGAUUUUUAUGUGGUGGGAGAGGGCUUUGGUAACUACAAUGCUCAAACAGAUCCUCAAUCAUUCAAUUUGGUCGAUCCCCCACUGCGGAACACUUUUGGGGUUCCUGUGAAUGGGUGGGCUGCCAUCAGAUUUAGAGCUGACAAUCCAGGUGUUUGGUUUCUUCAUUGUCACUUUGAUGAUCAUUUAUCAUGGGGAUUGACUACGGUGUUUGUGGUGAACAACGGUCCUGGUUACUUGGCAACUUUGGAGCCUCCUCCUCCUGAUCUUCCCCAAUGCUAGCCGAGCAAUCCAUAAAAUUUGAACUUUACCGACCUAGAUGUUGUUGAUUUUUGUUAUUAUGCAAUAUAUAAGUAGAAUAAGUGUUAAACAAGGCUUGAAUCAUUCAAGUCGAAAUAAAAUGAGGAUGAAGACCCUUGCGCUUUAUUGCGUUAUGGGUAUUCUGUGUAAUCUUCAUUUUGCUUGUGGUUUUUGUCUUCGAGUUAAAUAAAAUGCAAUAUUUUCCUCC